AUGGAGAUUGUGUCCGCUCAAUGCGCCGACCACGAGUUGAUCGAUAACACCCUGCGUGGCUGGCUCUACCUUGUGGCAACUUAUCGAGACAACUACUUAAAUAGCGAGGACGAUGUUGCCGCGUGCUCACAGAAGCUCAUUGACAGCAAGGUAUUUUGCGAGAAUCAGGAAUAUGUGCGGACACAGAUCAUCUACAGCCUGCUCCAGGAAGACGAGACGAGCUCGCUGAACGUCAUUGCGAACUUUCUUCUCCUCGAUGGGCGCUCCGACGAGUCGACAUUCAAGCGCAUGAUUGAUGAAGGUUGCUUUCCGAGACUAGUCGAGCUUAUCAACGGACGGAGGGACGAUGACCUGCGUCUGCACAGGCUUCUGCUCGAGCUAAUGUACGAGAUGUCUCGCAUCGAGCGACUUCGCACCGAGGACCUUCUGCAGGUCGACGACAACUUCGUCCUUUACAUGUUUCAAUUAAUAGAGGGGCUAUCCGACGAUGUGGACGAUCCAUACCACUAUCCCAUCAUACGGGUGCUCUUGGUUUUGAACGAGCAGUACAUGGUGGCGUCUACCACCGCCGCAGUCGAUCCAGGCUCGCCGACAGCACCGAUGACAAAUCGGGUAAUCAAGAUACUCAGUCUUCACGGGCCAUCGUUCCGCACGUUUGGCGAAAAUAUCAUUCUGCUUCUGAAUAGAGAGACAGAGACCUCGCUCCAGCUGUUGAUUCUUAAGCUGUUAUACCUCUUGUUCACAACAAAAGCUACUUAUGAGUACUUCUAUACGAAUGAUCUGCGCGUUCUGUUGGAUGUCAUCAUUCGAAACCUUCUGGAUCUGCCGGACGAAUCCAUGUCGCUAAGGCAUACCUACCUUCGUGUGCUAUAUCCCUUAUUAGCACACACUCAGUUGAGCCAGCCGCCACACUAUAAGCGGGAUGAGAUCCAGAAGGUCCUGUCCAUUCUGGGAGGCGAGGGAAAUGUUCACUUUGAUCCAGCUGACGAGACAACGGUCCGGCUAGUGGAGAGAGUGUCGAAGGUGAAGUGGCUGAAUGAGUCCGGAGAAGUCGAAGUCGCACGCAAGUUCCUUGGCAUCAGUCUAUCGCACUCGCAGGCCGCAAGCAACAUCAGCGUUGUCGACGUGGCUGCCGUGAUGGAGAAGCCCGGUGUCAAGACCCCGAGCCGCAGAGCCGACUUUGAUCCCGAGCUCAAGGACGAUGAGAGUAGUUCACCGACGUCGGACGUUACUUCAGACGAUAACAAGACCGAUAUCAAGACCGAUAUCAAGGUUCAAGAAGCACCGCCCAGGCCGAAAAAGAUACUGCCUCAGGUACCCAAGCAUCGACAUGGCAUUCCCACGAUUACACAGACCUUACAUAUCAAUGGCAAUGGCACUAAGAAACUCCCUCCGAAAGCUCCUCCGCGGAGGAGAACAAAAGCGAAGCCUUCAAACCCCGUAGCGAGCGAUUCGCCCGGGACAUUACAUGAGGGAGUUCCAUCAGUCCCGGCCCCAGCACCUGUUUCUUAA
This is a messenger RNA of Phaeoacremonium minimum UCRPA7, 1512 nucleotides long. Its product is annotated as putative ldb17 protein. The transcript is spliced from 2 exons. NCBI's taxonomy places the organism in Eukaryota, Fungi, Ascomycota, Sordariomycetes, Togniniales, Togniniaceae. Gene Ontology annotation, cellular component: actin cortical patch. Gene Ontology annotation, molecular function: Arp2/3 complex binding. Gene Ontology annotation, biological process: actin cortical patch localization; actin cortical patch assembly; endocytosis. Bases 1 to 1512 code for a protein of 503 amino acids. The record is from RefSeq and is a predicted model, not a curated record.